Messenger RNA from Cephus cinctus (wheat stem sawfly), 2110 nucleotides. RefSeq names its product bone morphogenetic protein 10. The coding region runs from base 1052 to 2086 and encodes 344 amino acids. The record is from RefSeq and is a predicted model, not a curated record. The transcript has a single exon. Gene Ontology annotation, molecular function: growth factor activity; cytokine activity. Gene Ontology annotation, cellular component: extracellular region. NCBI's taxonomy places the organism in Eukaryota, Metazoa, Arthropoda, Insecta, Hymenoptera, Cephidae. Gene Ontology annotation, biological process: BMP signaling pathway; SMAD protein signal transduction.
GUUAUAUGCACACAUUGACAUUUCUAUUUUUUUGAAAUAAUUUUAUGGCGAAAUUCAAGCGUGCACGAUGUAAAUGCAUCAUGCAGUACAGACGUGUUUUACAACAAUGCAAUCAGACCGGAUUUAUUUUAAGAACUACAUAUAUCUUAUAAAUAGACGUAUAUAAAAUGUUAUUUUAAUAUUGCAGUCCAUUGGUCGUUGACAAAGUUGUAUGCAACAUAUGAUUGUGAAGAUUAAAAUUAUGAAUCGCCACCCAUGCUUCAAAAAACGUUUUUCAUGAAACUUGACCUUUUGUUAAAUAUAGAUUAAUGACUAGUACGAACGGAAAUUCAUUGAUUAGGUGCUCUAGAUUUGUUCUCGAAAUAUCUUUGAAACUUUCAGCAUAAAUAUGGUAAUAUAUUCUACAGGACAGAAAACCUGAACUAAAACGAUUUCAAUAAGAGUGCUCAAAAAGUCUAAACGUAGUAUAAUAAAACCAAUAAAAAUGUGUAAAAUAGUAAGUAAAUUUUAGAGUAUUCUUAUAAACGACAAUCGUAUCCGAUUGAAUAUAUCUGAUUGCCUUAGGUCGCUUUUAACCUAUAAUCAUUAUCAUCUGCAUUGCUUUUAAUAGGGAAUUGAAAUUCCUGCAUGACGCAGAGCUGCCAUACUAGCAUAAGAAGGUGGAUGCUCGGUCAAGUGGAUGUCUGCUGUCGAUAACGAUUUCCGCGGCAAUUUCGAACCUGGCCCUCGAUUGGCGGUUAUUUAGGGAUCGAGAGAAACUUUCCUCGAGAGGAAGUCAAGUAUAGUCCUCAGUUGAAAAUGCGAUGCAGUGGACGGUCGACGAAAAUCGUCGCUCAGUAAUUGUAAAAUAAGUAUUCGAAAAAUAAAAAGGAUUGUAUCAAAAAUGUCCAAUCAGUUGAAUUUUACCGUGCUGCCCUAGCCAUUGUGAAAUGAAAAGAUCCUGUCAGGAUUACUUAAAAAAGUGACAUUAAAAAUUUGUGAUAAAAUCAUAAAAUUUUCAAAAAUGAGGAGAAGAUCAUUCUUUUAACACCCAACUGUCCGUUCGUCAAUCAUGCGGAUUGCCUCGCAAUACUGGUUACUUUCGUUCCUAGUUAUUUUCGGGUGUUACUACGUUUGGAAGAAAGGAUCAUUAUCCUGGGAAACGUCAGGAGUCGUUGCAAAAGCAUCCAUUGAAGUAGAUCUCUCUUUACCAUCAGCAGCGUCGUUGUCAGUGUCCCAUAAGCUCUUCAACAGAACUACGAGGAAAACGAAAAUUCGUAAAAGGAACCAUGGAGCAGUCUCCAGGUAUAUGUUACAAUUGUACAACAAAAGAGCAGAUGCUGAUAUAGUGAAGGCACUUCAGCCCAGACACGUUUCCAGUCCAGUAGGAAACAAAGGUCGAAUUCUCGAGUUUUCUAUACCGCCAGUCAAUUCAGGAGAGAUUUUGGAAGCAGCAGAAUUACUUGGAACAGCAGGUAUGAUAAUGAGAGUCCGACCAAUAAACGAAAAGACAUCUGGAGUCCAGCGAUCGAGAAGGGACGACUCUUGGAGAGCCUUCGACGUCACAUCGUCCCUUCUAGCUCGAAAAAGCGACACGGUACGGCUCCUGGUUAGUGGAAAAGUUAAGAGCCAGCCUAACGGAGAAGGUCCGCUGUUGCUGUUAAGCUACAGUAAACCUAGAAAACGUAGAAAAAGAUCAAUGGACGAGGAACAAGAUGAGAAUCCAUGGGACGAGGACGGUGGUCAUCGUCGAAGACGACAUGCUUGUCGUCGACGUCCGCUCUACGUGGAUUUUGCAACUAUCGCCUACGACGAGUGGGUCGUAGCUCCACCAGGCUACGAAGCAUUUCAGUGCUCUGGCAAAUGCUUCUAUCCGUUCGGUGACCAUCUUAGUCCCACCAAGCACGCCAUUGUUCAGACUUUGGUGCAUACGGCUCUUCAAGGUAGUAUGCCUGGUGCCCAUGGCAGUGCGAAAGCUGUUGGCAGAGCUUGUUGCGUGCCGACAAGACUUGCCCCCACUAGUUUACUUUAUUUGGACUCAGCCGGUACGUUAACGUAUCAGUAUGGCUAUGACGACAUGGUCGUGGCAGAGUGUGGCUGUCGUUAAUAGAGACUAUAUUUCGUUUUUACA